AACUGUCAAAUACUGAUAACGUCGUCACGAACUUUCUAUUUCACAAGUUGUGAUUUUGGAUUUUCUAGUGUGUUGUGUGUGUAUGGUGUUAUUUUGUGUAUAAAGUAAAACUUUAUUUCACUUACAUCAAAUUCAUUAUGUUAAUGAAAAAGUGCCUCGUUGAAUCGUUUUUUCGAUCGAAAAAUAAUCGCUUUACAAUCAGUGGCAAUGGAUGUUAUCUUUGCUGGUGCAAUUUAUCCGACACCGACGCUUAUCAGUCUCAUAUGAAACAACACUUGGAGAGUGUAAAAGUUAGUGGAUUCAAUGCCUGCUGGAAAUCGCUCGGCAAUCAAGAACUUAUCGGCUUAGAUGUCACAGUCCAUCAGGCUAGAAUAGCUGUAAAUUUAAUUAACCACAGUGACGGCAUUCUGACAAUAUCCCAGCUUGCUGUGUUCAAUGAAAUUUUGAUAUUUGACUUGAUCGAACCUGAUGCUUUCCCAAUUAAACUCAUGAUUAACGAAAAAGUUACGCUAAAGCGACAAUUGGAUAAAUUAUGUGGCCAGAACCACAUCACCAUUGUCUACGAAGCAACUAUGAAUAACGUUAAGUACGAAGCGGUUCAGAGCUACCGUAUUGAGAAAGAAGAAAACGAGCCACAACUAAAAGAAGAACUUUCCGCCACACGAUCCGUUGAAAAACAAACUAAGCCUCCAAUGAAUCCAAAAUACCAAGGGUGCCUUGAAUUGGGUAUAUUGUCUGACUAUACGCCGACGGUAGAGAUCAAAUCUCUGUUCAAGGUUCAAUUUAAACGGAAUGGAGCAUUAACCGGAAAUGAAGAAAAGCUUCGAAAAACAAUCACUGAAUUCAAUGGACCGUUGACGCCACUCAACUAUUACGAUAUGCUCACCCUUAUGGUACAGAUUGAAGACUACGGAUCUCAGCUGUCAGUAAUGCGAUGUACCAAAACGAAUCGGAGUUUGGUGAAAGUAAAAGGGAACGAGUACGUCUUGAAGUUACACGAACGUGAAGGACGUCCACUGUUUGUACUUGCCGGUGAUUUGAUCUGGAUCGGUAAGCCACAAACGACUGUGCGAACUUAUGGCGUUGUUCAAUAUGCGACUUCAAGCGAAAUGAAAAUUAAGUUCCAAUCAUCGAACAAAGUGGUCGAGAAGACACCGAUUUAUUCCAUGCACUUUGAAAUGAAUCGGCUCACAUUCAAGCUACAGAGAUUGGCAUUAGAGACGGCAAAGUGGCUUAAUAUUAUCGACUUGUUGUUCCCUCAAUCGAAUCAGAUUCGUCGUUUUGACCAAUCGAAAAUGCUUCAAUUGGACAUUCGGGAUAAACGGCUGAAGAGCGAUACUCAUCAAAUUGAAGCCGUUCAUAAUAUCGUAGCUGGAACCGCCUAUCCGUUGCCGUACGUCUUGAUCGGUUUUCCUGGGACUGGCAAAACUGCUACAAUUGUCGAAAGCAUUUACCAGUUGUGGAAACUGGAUGCAAACAACAAGAUUCUCGUUUGUGCUCAAUCGAAUUCCGUCUGUGAUGAAAUAGCCCAGAGACUAUUGGACGCAUUACCAAGAAAAUCGGACCAACAGCAGCAUAACAUUAUCAGACUAUUCGCUGCCUGUGUCCGAAAAUCGUGUAACAGUGACGAUCUGCGGGAGAAUUCAAAUUUCGACGAAGGAAAUAUUCCAAGUUUGCAUGAACUGUACAAAUAUCGAAUCGUCAUUGCAACUUUAACCGUUUCCGGACGUUUACUUCAAGCCAACAUGGAUUCGACUCAUUUCACUCAUCUGUUCAUCGAUGAAUGUGAAAGUGCGACCGAAUCUUUUACAUUGCUUCCAAUUGCUUUGUGUAGCUCGACGGGAAAAAUCAAUGCGCACAUUGUACUUAGUGGAGAUCCAAAUCAACUGGGACCAGUCGUUCGAGAGGAUGUUGCACGAAAGAUGACCAUGGGCACAUCCAUGCUCAAAAGAUUGUCCGAAAACCCGUUAUAUCAAAAAAACAAAUCGAAUUCGUACGACCGACGAAUUACGUGCAGAUUGCGAAAUAAUUAUCGUUCACAUCACGAUCUGGUAGACAUGGCGAAUAAGUUGUUCUACAACAACGAAAUGAAAAGCUGCAUGCCAAAGACCGCUUUCGAAAAGAUUUGUUGGAUGUCGGAGCUGGAGUUUAUGCCGAAAAAAGGAUUUCCAAUUUUAUUCGAGCAUGUGGAUGGAAUUCCCGAAAUCAAAGAAAAUUGCUCAAGCUACUACAACGAAAUUGAAGUAGAAAGCGUUCUUCAUUACGUCGAGAAAUUGCUCCAAAAUGAGCCGCGAAAUAUUAACCAAUCGGACAUUGGAGUCAUUGCAGCAUACAAACGACAGGUCAUUCACAUUACGGAGUGUCUGCAAGAGCGUAAUUACGGCGGAAUCGAAGUUGGUACUGUUGAACAGUUUCAGGGUCGGGAGAAGCCAAUUAUUAUAAUCUCAACAGUUCGUAACGGAUCGUUAGGAUUCAUACAACAACGGGAGAGAAUCAACGUUUUGCUGACCAGAGCGAUGGGUCUAUUGAUUGUCAUUGGACAUGUCAAAACUCUGCGUAAGAACAGCGAUUGGAGAAAGAUUAUCGAUCACACAUCGAACAUAUGUGGAGGCGAGAUAGUAGCCGACUACGGCUAUGAUGUGGGCGACUACCGAUGUUGAUUAAAGUAAUUUUCUUCAUUUUAAUUUUCAUUUCCUUGCCUUGGCAGGAAACAAAUAUUUUUAAAUAUUAAGUGACUUUUUAAAUAAAUAAGCUUUUAUGACAACCUCAAA
Messenger RNA from Bradysia coprophila, 2771 nucleotides. Its product is annotated as putative helicase mov-10-B.1. NCBI's taxonomy places the organism in Eukaryota, Metazoa, Arthropoda, Insecta, Diptera, Sciaridae. Gene Ontology annotation, cellular component: cytosol; P granule. The record is from RefSeq and is a predicted model, not a curated record. Gene Ontology annotation, biological process: regulatory ncRNA-mediated post-transcriptional gene silencing. Gene Ontology annotation, molecular function: 5'-3' RNA helicase activity; RNA binding.